Dreissena polymorpha is the source of this 2150-nucleotide messenger RNA. Its product is annotated as somatostatin receptor type 4-like. The record is from RefSeq and is a predicted model, not a curated record. Gene Ontology annotation, cellular component: membrane. Gene Ontology annotation, biological process: G protein-coupled receptor signaling pathway. Lineage: Eukaryota; Metazoa; Mollusca; Bivalvia; Myida; Dreissenidae. The transcript has a single exon. Bases 460 to 1533 code for a protein of 357 amino acids. Gene Ontology annotation, molecular function: G protein-coupled receptor activity.
AACAACCGCAUGUACGUAAACACUUGACGUUAACGAGUGUUGCCUGUUUCUAAACCAGUAAGUGUUCAGCGCUGAUAGUUUCAAGUUGAAUCUGGACAGUAUGUGUUAUUGUUUAAUUCGUUUUAAACUUUACUUUUAACAAUGAUAACAUCAGAAGCACUGGAAGUGCUUUUAUUAAAGGAAAUAAUAAGGAAUACACAUUGUUAAAGCAGUUUUUCGAAUGCUUUUAAAAUGUUCUCAUUUAUAAAGCGGUCAUGACAGCAUAUGGAAAAAUGUUGAACUUCGUUAUUUAAAGUAUUUGUGUGAAGUUGUGCCAGAUAAACACAUAACCAAAUGUUGAAAUACAGUGAUAUGUUUUGUCACGUGACGUUAAAACUCAAGGAUUACAUGCAAAUCGUUAGCUCAAUGGUUUACUGUAGUUGUUUUUUUUUAAACUAAGCUCUAGAACACACUCCAAGGAUGAACGCAAGCAAACUGAAUGCAUCUGGCGGUUAUUCCGGACCGGCACGCGGAGGGAGUUCGUACGGCCCCAAAAUAGAGUGCGGCGUCUGUAACACCAGCUGCGUGUACAGCGCAAUCGAGUGCGGCUUUCUUGUGGGGAUCAUUGCCAAUAUCAUCGUCAUCGUCAGCGUAUGUCGGGACAAAAAGCUAAGGGACUCCACAUUCGUCGCCGUCGCCUGCCUUGCGUUUGCGGACGCACUCUUCAUGGCGGCAACCAUCUCUAGGUCAGUUGACUAUCUUGUAAUGACUGCGGAAUGUUCAACGAUAUCCAACGUUCUGAACAAACCUUACUACAUAAUAUUCUCAGUCGCAUGGUUCGCCGCUAAUUCCCACGUGGCGCUGCUUUCCAUAUUGCGAUACGUGACGAUCACAUACCCUCUGAGAUCGCACAUAAUUCUUACAAAAAGGCGUGUGAUCUACAUGUCAGUGGGUGUGUGGAUUUGCGGAGUGGUUGUCAUCGGGACUUUGACUAUUCUCAUCAGCUACUCAGUUUUACUCCCGGGAAAAUCCAACGAAUUUGUCUUGAUUUUAUGGUUCAUUGUGUACCUGAUACCGCUGGUAGUCACUGCUGUCCUUCAUCUCUUGAAGAUAUUUAUUUUGAGGAAAACAACUCAAGAAACCGCCACAGAUGCCACCCGGAAGUCGAUUGCGCGCAUGUCCAAAAUUGUCCUGAUAGUGAUUCUGUUUGCGACCAUCUUGCCGCUUCCAAGAAUGAUCAACAAGUUCGUGCGCGCGUCUGGAGGCGGCGACAAGGCCUACUCGUCUAAGGAUUUAGGCGAACACUUUACGGGCAUCUCGGAACUGCUAUUCAUCCUGAAUAACUGCAUUAACCCGUUUGUGUACGGUUUCAUGUCCAAGCGCUUCAGAAAGAGCAUCCUGAACCUCUUCCGGUGUCGCCUGAAGUCCUCCGAGAAGAAGUCGCAGGUUACCAUGGACACGCCACUGUCGAUAAGAAAGCGCAAUAUCAGCAUGGACAGCAUCGAUCCCAAGCUUGCCAGCAAAGACAGUCUAGAUAACUUGGACAGGCGGUGAAUGUGAUGACACAGUUAUUGCAGCAACAACAUUCUAGGUAAAAUUGACAGGCGGGGAAAUGACAUGAAAACUGUCCUACCCGCUAUGAUUGACCUAAAAAGGUCGACUUAUAUGCAUAAUAUUGUUCUCCAUAUAUACUAUAUAUACUAUUGUUGUUUGUUCACAUUAAUUCCGUCUGUGCAUACUAUCGUUAUUGAAAUUCAUAAUCAUUGCUUAUUACUAGCAAAAAGUACAUACUAGUUGAUAAUUUACUCAUUUAAUGCAUGCUUUAACUCUUCAACGUUUAUUAUCUUGCUAAUUAUAUACUCCGAUACUUUGUUUUACGUUUUAAUAUAAUGGAACAAGACAAUUUAUAUGAUUAUUUUAUCAAAAUAAACCCGAAUCUAAUAACUUAGCUAUGAACAAGAGAUUACUUUGAAAUUAGGCGUUUGACUUUAUAUCUAGGUAGAUAAGAAUACGUUAUAUAUGCUUCAUUUAGAGAAACAUCAUGUUAAUAUUAUUCAAUUAAUGCAUGAACGAUAGCUCAUCUUGUUAGCUUACUGUUACUGUAUAUAUGUUGUAAUUAAUCGAAGAUAUGUGCCAAAUUCUAGAAAUAAAGUUCGGUUCUUGUGCUUUCA